Messenger RNA from Chenopodium quinoa (quinoa), 1006 nucleotides. RefSeq lists its product as uncharacterized. NCBI's taxonomy places the organism in Eukaryota, Viridiplantae, Streptophyta, Magnoliopsida, Caryophyllales, Amaranthaceae. Bases 69 to 638 code for a protein of 189 amino acids. The transcript is spliced from 5 exons. The record is from RefSeq and is a predicted model, not a curated record.
CCAUUCACACAAAUCAUCAUCCAGAGAGAACUAGAGAGAGAAUUAUAGAGAGAGAGAGAGAGAGAGAGAUGAGGAAGAGAGGAAGAGCAGCGACGAAGAAGACAUCAGCAGCUGAUUUCCUAGCAUCACUACCAGAAGGAAAUGCAGUGAACACUCGCAAGAAGUCUACCGAAUUAUCGCCGGAAAAUUCCUUCGAAUUCACGCUCAAUUCUCCGCCGUCAAACUCUGGAACUCGCCGGAAAUCGCCGCAACGUAAAAUGGAGGCGUUGUCUUCAAUAUCGGAGCUGAAGGAAAUGGUGUCGUCUCAAUUGGACUCGAUCAAGCGACAGGCUGAUCGCUCUCACUCUGAUAUAAUCAAGGAGGUCGAAUCCACUAAUUCUCGCCUUCACAAACGCUUGAAGAUUCAGGCUCAAGCAUGUCAGCAACUCAUGGAUGAGACAGAUAAGGAAUUUAAGAAGAUGUCUGAAAGGAUUACUGAAAGCUGUGAUGUGAUGAAGACUUCGUAUAAUGAGUUUAUAGGGGACGCACAAACCACUGCAACUCGUGUGUGUAAGACAACUAUCCCUGAGAAAGCAGAUUUUUAUGAGAAAGCUAUUAAUUCUCUGCGGAACCGCCUUGGGAUCUUUCCAGCAGCUUAAGUUGCUUUGUGCUGUAUCCUGGUGACCUGGGACAAGCUGCUGCAAUUCAGACAGUUUGGUGUCAGAAGUGUCGAGUGAGAAACUUAUGUAGAUGCCCUGGCCUACCUAGUCCUUAGUGUCGGUACAAAAGAUUAUAAUCACGUAGAGAGCAUUCCAUUUUAGCAGGUAAAUAGGUGAAAAACAUAGUACUGCAGUAAGUUGUGAAGGAGAAACACAUUCAUGAGAAAGGGCUAUAAGAAAACUAACACAAACUGAGGCUAUCCUAUAUUUCUGGAGCGCUGUAUCAGUGUUCUGUUAGUGUUACUUGACGUACGAAUUAUAUUCUAAUUCUUGCUUUGCUUUAUUAGAUUGCUUAUUGUGCUGUUGUC